This is a messenger RNA of Planococcus citri (citrus mealybug), 3172 nucleotides long. It is a transcript of the gene mas, whose product is annotated as masquerade. The record is from RefSeq and is a predicted model, not a curated record. Lineage: Eukaryota; Metazoa; Arthropoda; Insecta; Hemiptera; Pseudococcidae. The transcript has 9 exons. Bases 251 to 2548 code for a protein of 765 amino acids. Gene Ontology annotation, molecular function: serine-type endopeptidase activity. Gene Ontology annotation, biological process: proteolysis.
AUUCACUCAUACACAAUCCAGACCACGUUCACCUGUUCUCAUAUGUGAUUAAUUCCUCUCUAUAUAGAUUUUUUUGUCCUCUCGCGUUUCGCUAAUGUGCUUGGUUCGCGAGGCAAACGUUCGAAAAAAAUUUAAACGUAGAAGAAAAACUGUAUAGUCGACUCGGUGGAUCGAUAUUCCGGCUAGAUCGCGAAUUUCUUCGUAUCGAAUAUAUUGUAGUUAGUUGUUUUUUUUUUUUUUACUGUGCGAAAUGAAAAUCAACGUGAAUAGUGCUUUUUGCAGAAAUUUUAAAACCACGUCGGUUUGGUUUACCAUUUUACUGUUAACCAUCAGCAAUACCGUUACAGCUCAGGAAGAAUCAUUAGCCAGUAGCUUUUUAUCAGGUUUAUUAGACACGAUCACCAGCACUGCGGAUAGCAAAGACUGUCCUGGCGUAUGUGUACAUACGUUAGCGACAUUAAUUUGUUACGAAGUAUUGGAAAAUGUCGUCUGCCCUAGUCCAUCUAUGAAAUGUUGCGUUGAGCCGCCGCCAAAUAAUGUAUCAACGACAACCACGAGUUCGGUACCGUAUACACCACCUCAGCGUUACCAAGGUUCUACAAUAACCACCAGCAGACCACCCGAUAAUCCUUCAACUCCAAUCAUCAGUAAAAAAACAGAAGUGAUUACUGAGUCCAGUACCGUCAAGUCAGGGACUGCAUCGACGCAGGAUUCUGGAAAUGCGGGAUCGGGAAAAGCUUGUCCGGGCGUCUGUGCUGCUGAAAGUAUCGCCGUCUACUGCGAAGCGGUGAUAAAUACGGCGGAUUUAUGCAAACCCGGAUAUAAAUGCUGCUUUUCCACCGGCGCUAAUGGAAAUUUAGACGCGAAACCACCUAGUUUCAUUCCAUACGACAGAAACAGGACAACGAGCACCAGUCCAACCCCUUCGAUGGCCGAUCAAUCUCAAACCAAUGGCCAUAUAAAUCACCCAGUGUCAACGAUUACCACAACCGCGCCAACCAGACAGACACCGAAUUCAAGAGUAUGCCAAGGCGAAUGCGUAAACGGUCUUUUGGCUCUAUUUUGCGACGAUAUCGACUCGAAUGCCAAUUGCGGCGAGGACGAAAGCUGUUGCUUGACGAAUCCUACGACUCAGUCGGCUCCUUAUACCACUUCGUCUUAUUUAUACAAUUCGAAUACUUCGCCGAGAACGCCUCCGACGCAGUAUUCUUCCAUGUACACCACCACAGUGUCGACAACGACCAAGUCUAAUUUGCCCAAAUGUCCGGGGUUAUGUUUAUUACCAAUAAUGGCGGCGUUUUGCGAACGUCCGGCGGUCAUCAUACAACAUACGUCUACUUGUAAACAAGGCUCUAUUUGUUGCGAUAAAUCGAGGGCCAGUACUAGUCAUAAACCCAGACCACAUACCACCGUUUCAACCACCACACCUGCUCCGACCACAACCACACCAGCUCCUUACGAUCCUAGACCAGAAUGUCCAGGAUCGUGUAUCGUUUCCAUAUUGUCUUUCACCUGUUUCAGAAAUGCUGAGACGACCGAUGUAUUCAAAUGUCGUAAAGAAGGGACGACGUGUUGCGCGCCAAAGUCAUCGAUUAGAGAAACUGUCGAACAAAAAAUACACAAUUUCCCAUCGAUACAGAGAAACGACACCGUACAACCUUUCAGACCGCAAUUACCACCACCACAAUUUCACCAUCAACCAGUGAUAACUUCAGUGCCACCAUACUUCAGUAGUACCACAACUCGAGCUCCGGUGUACAAUAAAUACGUUUGCGGUGUAAAAGGUACGGCGAGAGAAAGAGGAGGUCGUGUAGUCGGAGGAGAAGACGCUGAACCUGCAGAAUGGUGUUGGCAAGUAGCUCUGAUAAAUUCUCUGAACCAAUAUUUAUGCGGAGGAGCGUUAAUUGGAACGCAAUGGGUGUUGACAGCAGCUCACUGUGUAACAAAUAUUGUACGAUCAGGAGAUGCGAUAUAUGUUCGAGUUGGAGAUCACGAUCUUACCAGAAAAUAUGGUAGUCCAGGAGCGCAGACUUUGAGAGUAGCCACAACUUACAUUCAUCAUAAUCACAAUUCUCAAACUUUGGAUAACGAUAUAGCUUUACUCAAGUUGCAUGGUCAAGUCGAACUCAAAGAUGGAGUUUGUUUGGUAUGUCUACCUGCGAGAGGUGUGAAUCAUGCAGCAGGCAAAAGAUGCACAGUCACUGGUUAUGGUUAUAUGGGAGAAACUGGUCCUAUACCAUUACGAGUUAGAGAAGCCGAAAUACCCAUUGUCAGUGAUCCCGAAUGUAUAAGAAAGAUCAACGCUGUCACUGAAAAAAUAUUCAUUUUACCAGCUAGCAGUUUCUGUGCAGGAGGUGAAGAAGGAAAUGACGCGUGUCAGGGUGAUGGAGGAGGUCCAUUAGUUUGUGAAGAUGACGGAUUCUAUGAGCUGGCUGGAUUAGUCUCUUGGGGCUUUGGCUGUGGCAGAGCGAGUGUACCAGGAGUUUACGUGAAAGUAUCAUCAUUUAUUGGAUGGAUUAACCAAAUAAUUAGCGUAAAUAACUUGUAACCAUAUUAUAAUAAUUUAAAAACUUUCAUUAUUGUUUGAUUCUAUUCAUUUUUAUUUAUUUAAUUCGACUAAGUAUUUGUUAAUUUAUUCAUUUUUUUAAAAACCUCUAAAUACCUUUCCUACUUCAUGUUGUAUUUUUUCUUAUACUUAUUUUUCAAACUAAUGCUGAUUAUCUUACGCGCUUCUGUGAAUGCGCAAAUGUUACAAAAUAAUAUUAAUGAUCACAUACUGAUGAUAAGAAGAAACAAGUGGCAUCAUCGCAUGGGAUGAAAAUAAUAUUUUCAAAAUUGUAAGUUAUUUUGUUGUACUUAUUACAAAUUAUUUAUUUUUAUUGUUAUUUAAAUUGAACUGCAACCGAUCACUAUUACUUGUUUGGUAAAAGAAAAUAUACCCAAUGAGGAUUAUAACAGGUUGCCUAAUUUUGAGUGGCAUAUGCAUUAGUUCAUCUUUUUUUAUUGUUUUGCAUGUUAUUUUUUUAAAAUUGUGUAAAUAAUUAUGUUUUUAAUGAAUGUAAAUGUUUAGAUAAAGAGAGAACAAGUCAAUUUUUUGUAUAAUUAUUUAAAUAAGUUACUUGAUUUUUCUUUUGAUACGAUGUUGUAAAUAUAAUAUUAAUGUUUUCAUAAA